AUGUUGCAGGUUAUUCCCGGCUGGUUGAAAGCAGCACGCCUGUCCUUUGAAUGGCUGGACAUGGACGAGUCAGGGCCAUUGCGUGCCUUGCACCAACAUCUUGCUUCCUUACUCUCUGCUGCAGAGGCAAUGCCGGACAGAGGCUGCGAGAUCGCUCAGCAGUUGGCAAGGUGGGUGCGCUGCGAUGUGGAAUUGAAGCCACUUCUGCGGCCCUUGCUAGACAGGCUUCUGCCACUGGCGAAAUCGGGCCCGGCUUGCCCUCAACUCUUGCCUUUGCUGGCCGAUCUAGCUUCUGACCGAUGGCCGCGGGUUUGUCUUGAAGACCCCGAGGUGGGAGGUAUGCUGGACGUGCUGUGCACGGCAGAUGCAGCUCUUCUGCUUGUUCGGAACAUCGCUGGUGAAGAAGAUUCGGCCAGCAAUGCUGAAGCAGCAUUGGCUGUAUGGCAGACGCUCGCAGGCACUGCCAUGUGCGGCACCAUGGAGUGGGAGGACGAGGCAGAGCUCGGGGCUGGCAGACAUUCGGAAUGGUGGGUCCCAAGCCAGCAAGUCUUCAGCUGUCCAGCCUUUCCUGGACUUUUUGCACGCCUGGUGCCAGAGCUGCUCAGGCUGCUGCAAUGCCCCUCCAUGCACGAGCACCCGAAACCAGAGGCCGUGGUGCAAGUUCGUGCCGCCGCUCAAACUGCCAUCGCGGCUUGGGCAGCCCUGAUGGGUGAGACCACGGCCUGGGUGGAAGCUACUUGGACCCCGCUGCAGAACAUAAAGCAGCGAUUGUCGGCAGAACGUCCAAGCGAGACUUUGGCCAAAGACGUCGAAGUCACGCUGUGGUUCUCGUACACCUUGGCUGCCAGCUGGCCAGAGCGGUCCGCACCAGCAGCGGCUGUUGUCUUGGAAAUUGGUGAUCGCUUGGAUGGCUUUCCUCCACCCUGGCGCUCGCUAUUGUGGAUGCAGGCAUGCUGCUUGGCAUCGACCGGGCCUUCUCAUCUCAGCACAAGGCUGAUUGAGUGGAUGCUUCAGCGACCGCCGCAACUCGCUGAUGCCCCCGCUUUGCUGGGCAUGACGGAGCUGCCCUAUGCGUCGAGCCUCGAGAUGGCUUGCCGCCAGCUGCCGCCAACAGCUGCGUUUGCCAUGGCAGCGGAAAGACUGCUAGGACUGGCCCUGGCUGAGAUUCCUGCCAACCAGCAUCCGCAGAGCGCAGAAGCAAAAGCUCGGAUGUUGCGGGCGAUGAGCCAUGUCAUGGGUGGAGAUGCUGCUCAGCUUUGCGAAGCACUGCGUCGUCAAAUCCUGCCAUCCCUGCGUGCAACAGCGCAGGGCGAGACUGGCUCCAUUGCCACGCGCAUGAUCUUUUCAAUUCUGCAUGCCGUUCUUCCUCGGAAGGGUGGUGAACCAAACCCUGCCAUCUCAUUGUGGAGAGAGUACUGGGACUUCGUGGAAAAUGCAGUUCUUCACUGGCCCUGUCAAAUGGCGGCUGAUGGACGCGAGCAGCCGCUCGACGCUGCAGCUGAGGCGCUAGCGGCUGCCGGUUCAUUGCCUGGACUGUUCCAGGAGGUUCUUCAGCUACUGGCUCUAGGGACCAGUCGGCGCCAGAAAUCGGGAGCAGAGAUCUGUCUCGCUGCUUUGGAGUCGGUGAUGCAGCACCUGCCGAGCCCUCCGCUUGACCAGGCGGUGGCAUCAAGAGCAAUGGCAGCUGCAGUGUGCCAAGCAACGGAGGCUGUUCUCAAUGAGCCGGACAGCUUGCAGAAUCCCAUGGUGUUGAAGGCGCUCUUCGCACUGUGGUCUCGUGGUCUAGCAGCUGGACAAGCCGCAGCAGGGUUGCUGCGCCCAAGCCUGCUGGCCAACUGCAUGAUUGUGGAUCGCCUGCUGGGUGUGUUCUGUGAAAUGGUGGCUGUUCAUGCCGAUGAGCGGAUGUUUCGCUGGCUGAACCUUCUGCUGCCUCGCGAUGGACAAACGGAGCGCCACAUUGCCGCCUCGAUUCUGCAGGCCUUGCCAUCCAUCUACGCGGCAAUGUUCCAAGCCUUAGCCCUGCAGGAAUCUUUAGCGAGAUUUGACGGUGGGGUUAUGGACGCUGCAGAGUUCAUGUUCUUCUCCGCCGAGAUCUUCCCACACGAGUAUUCUGCAGCUGUGACAGCAGGCCUCCUCGCAGUACCACAAUUGCCUACUUGGAGCCGCCAGCAGAUUCUGCAGCUAUUGGACGGCCGUCAAGAGUGGCCCCGCCGUUCUGCAUGGAUUUGUGCUUUUCAGCAGCUUGUUCAGGACUGGCAGCGUGCGCGGCAGCCAGGCAUAUAG
This is a messenger RNA of Symbiodinium natans, 2283 nucleotides long. The record is from the annotation of a GenBank genome assembly. Lineage: Eukaryota; Dinophyceae; Suessiales; Symbiodiniaceae.